AUGAACGCUGCCCAAUUGGACCGAGAUAUUGCAGAUAUCAAGGGCGAUAUUCGCUCGGUCGUUUUGGAGUUAACACAUCUCCAGCUGGAGCAUCAGACUCUUCUAGAAGAGCUCCAGCAGCUAGAAAAAACACAAUCGCAAGAAUUCGAAUCAGAAUCUCCAGAUUCGAGUGAAAAUUCAAAGAAAAACACAAACGGAACAAAUACACAUCCAGAAAUAGAUACUUACAUCCCGCAAAUCAUACGGCAUGAGCAUUUCGAUCUGGCCAUCAGCCAUUUCUUCACUGCCAACGGAACUAGUGAGACACCAGCAAAACGGCCCAAAUUGUCCAAACUCUCGGAAAACUUACUUCAGCGCCUGGAGCGGCUAGUAAAUCUCAAGGAAAAUAUCCUAUACGAAAAUAUCUAUCGCUUGGUUGGUGUCACAGCUUUUCCCUUAAACAAGUUCACUUUCAGUGCGGGUGACGAAGUAUUGGGUAUUCGAUUCGAUGUCUAUUCCCAUACUAGAAGCUGUUUUUUGUCGCCUCAUUACGCUAUACUAAAGAAAAUUGUAGCGGUAGACAAGGAAGAAGCUAUCGUCAAGAAUUGGACACUAUACAGACACACAUUGCCUGUUUAUCUUCCUCUAGGUCAGUUACAAAAGGAUCUACAGUGUAGUACUUCCGAUUCACAAGCCAUCUUUGAUUUCGCUCUAGAAGUACGUAACCAUCUUGUAAAGACGCAGUACAAGUCGGAUAAGAUAGACCAACUUCAAAAGAUCACGUUGGGCAAUAUUGGCAUCAAUUCCAACAUCCUGAAAACGGUAAUCUCUAAGUUAGAAAAGGAUAUUCAAUGCCAAAGAGUAAUGCUUUCAAUACGAAACAGAACGAGUCUUACUAAGAAAACUCACCUGAUAGAGAUAUUCUGUUCUGAAGAUGUUAUCGAGAUAGCCAACGUAGAUCUCGUAGACAUCGAAGAUAAGAAAAAACUUGUUUUGCUUUAUGAAAGCAUACUCAAGAAUUCGGCUAUCGACGAUCUACUCAAAAACUUCCGGAAAGUAUUUGAGCACAUG
Scheffersomyces stipitis CBS 6054 is the source of this 1050-nucleotide messenger RNA. It is a transcript of the gene CTF5, whose product is annotated as Ctf5p. Gene Ontology annotation, cellular component: kinetochore. Lineage: Eukaryota; Fungi; Ascomycota; Pichiomycetes; Serinales; Debaryomycetaceae. The annotation marks the transcript as partial. The transcript has a single exon. The record is from RefSeq and is a predicted model, not a curated record.